Messenger RNA from Leptidea sinapis, 1894 nucleotides. RefSeq names its product tachykinin-like peptides receptor 86C (gene NGR-A33). The transcript is spliced from 10 exons. Gene Ontology annotation, biological process: G protein-coupled receptor signaling pathway. Gene Ontology annotation, molecular function: tachykinin receptor activity. Bases 245 to 1450 code for a protein of 401 amino acids. The record is from RefSeq and is a predicted model, not a curated record. Gene Ontology annotation, cellular component: plasma membrane. Lineage: Eukaryota; Metazoa; Arthropoda; Insecta; Lepidoptera; Pieridae.
CGCAGAGCGGUCAUGAAAUGUUGAGCAGGUUGUGAACGUUACUUCACUAAUACGCUGUGUUUCGAAAAUAUAAGUCGCGCGUAUUAUUAAACUUUGUGGUUCUUUAAUAAUAGAAGAAUUUUAAAUUAUUAAUAAAUAGAUGUUAAACUAGUAAUGUUAGUUAUAAAUUUUAAUUCGUUUGUUUCUAUUUCGUGAUGUGUAUUUUAGAGAUUUUAUUUAUUAAGUGUUUGUGAAUAUAUUAGCAAUGGAUUCCGAUGAGCACAUUCAGGCAUUUUUGAACUGUACCCAGAAAAUACUGGGUCAGUAUCAGCUCUGGGAAAACUUAAAUGUGACGCAAAUUUUGGAUGCUCUUCCUGAACAGUUACGUGAAGAUAUGUCACUCAAAGUAACUCUCAGUAACUGCAUGGGUUUGGGCAAGAGGCCGUAUGUUCCCCCGUGGUGGGGUCAGCUUUGCUGGUUCAUCAUAUUUGCCGUGAUGUUACUACUGGCUGUUGUUGGAAAUACAUUAGUCAUUUGGAUUGUUCUAGCUCACCGUCGUAUGCGGACUGUAACAAACUGCUUCCUAGUCAACUUGGCAGUGGCAGAUCUCCUGAUGGCGACAUUGAACGGAGCACCCAACUUUGUAUUCCUGGUCACCGCACACUGGCCCUUCGGAUCGAUUACUUGUACUGCCAGUAACUUCACAGCCAACCUUACAGUGUCGGCUGGAGUUUUCACUCUUGUUGCUAUCACUGUUGACAGGUAUGUAGCGAUUGUAAAGCCUCUCCAACACCGGCUCAGUCGUCGCAUGGCGCGAACAGUCUUGUUCACAGUUUGGUGUGCGAGUGCUUUACUGGCUCUUCCAAGUCUCAUUUACUCCGACACAUAUACUAAAAAGUACAUAAAUGACGAGAGAGAAAUAUGUUUCGUGAAGUGGCCAGAUGGAAGCUAUCCUACAUCCAGAAUUGAUUACAGUUAUAAUCUAGUAUUUUUAAGUGUGACCUACGUGGUUCCGAUGUCUGUUAUGGUGUGGGCUUACUUACGCAUGAGUGCUGCAUUACGAGGCAGAGCUAUAGGCGAGUGCACACACCAUCAGAUGCAAGUUGUGAGGGCCAAGAGAAAGGUGGUUCGUAUGUUCGUGUUAGUGGUGAUGGUAUUCGCUCUGUGCUGGCUGCCGUACCACGCCUACUUCAUCCUUGUAUACCACCACCAGUCGCUGGCUUCCGCACCGUUCGCUCAACACAUCUACCUGGCAUUCUACUGGCUCGCUAUGGCCAACUCCAUGUUUAAUCCACUGAUUUAUUACUGGAUGAGUAACAAAUUCCGAAUAUAUUUUCGCUUAGUGCUGUGUUGGUGUCGGACUGUCAAGUCUGCGACACCGAACGACUUGAAGAAGCAGCUUGAUAUGCAGAAAUCAUUUUCUGUGAGUCACAGACAUUUUCAAGAUGGCUCGUCAUACAGCAAGAGGUGACAUUCGCGACGGCGGAGCAACCAAUCCGGCUCCCUUACUCAAAAUGAGCAUUUGAACACCAGUUCAAUUUUGCUACACGAAGGCAGUAUUCACAGGAAGCCUUUGGAAGCUGUACCGGGAACAAGCCGAUUUUAUUGUGAUGAUCAAUUGUGAAUUAACUGUGAAUAGUGUAUAUAUUUUUAAUUGCUUAAUAAGCGAUAUAUGUAUACGAAACCCCAAAUAUCGUACAUUAACGAUUAAAUUCAUUUAUAAUUAAUUACGUCAUACAAAAGCAUAAUAGCUAUAUUCUGUUAACAGAGACAUUAAAAUGAUACAAGAUUAUAUUUUGUUUAUGUAAAAAAACAUAAUUAUGACUAUCCAUUACAUAGAAUGUACUAUAAUAUAGAUUAUUGUAAAUUAUUAGUAAUAUGCUUCGCAAAAAAAUAAAGUGUUUAAGUACCGCAA